AUGGGAGACAAAAGAAACAGCCACGACAGUGAAUAUGACCAAGAAGAUUCUGAGGACGACCAACAGUUUGAAGAAAAUGUGUCAAAUCCCCAAAAUGUGGAAGAAUUUGAAGAGAUGAGAUUCAGAGGAGAUUGUAGUGAUGAUGGGGUUGAAACAGAUGAAGAGUUGGCCAGUUUGAAGGGAUCUGAGACAGAGGAGGAUGAAGAUGGGAAUCCUCUCCCUAUAGCAGCUUGGAGAGGCAUAAAGCUCAAGUCUUGGAACAGAAGGGUAGAUCUGAAGAACCCUAGGUUUGUGGUUGGUUUGUGUUUCCCAAAUUCGAAACAGUUGAAGGAGGCAAUCAGGGAGUAUGGUCUGGUGAGCACAAGAGGAAUUUGGUUUCAAAAGAACACAGCCAAGAAGAUUGAAGUUAAAUGUCAGUGGGGAUGUGAUUUUUGGUUGUAUGCUAGUGGGAUAGCUAACCUUGGGCCUAACACAGUUGUCAUCAAGACUCUCAAAUCUGAGCACAAGUGUUCACAUAUUCAUUCCAGUCACCACCUAAACUACAAUAGGGUUGCUCAGGAGGUUCAGCAAGACCUCUUGGUUGAUGAAGAUUGGAGCAGAAAAGGGAUUCAGAACCACAUCCAGAAGAAGUUCAAUUUGGAUGUGAAUGUGCAGACCAUCUCAAGGGGAAAGAACAAAGCCAAAAGGAUGAAUGAGGGACACUAUGUUGAGCAGUACAACAAGCUGGCCAGCUAUAAGAAGGAAUUACUGAGAAGCAACCCAGGUUCAACAGUGGAGAUCAAGACCGAAAUGGUUGGGGACGUGAGGAGGUUUCACAGAAUGUAUGUGUGCUUGCCAGCUUGCAAGAAGGGCUGGAAGGAUGGCUGCAGGCCUUUAAUUGGGUUGGAUGGGUGUCACAUUAAGGGCCACCACCCGGGCCAACUGUUAUGUGCUGUUGGGAUAGAUGCAAACAAUGGGAUGUUCCCCAUUGCCUAUGCAAUAGCUGAGGUUGAGAACACUGAUUCAUGGAGGUGGUUUUUGAGGUACCUCAUGUGGGAUUUGAGGAUUGAGAGGGAUUCAGCCUACACCUUCAUAACAGACAAGCAGAAAGGAUUGGGGAUUGCAAUAGCAGAGUUGUUUCCCAAUGCUGAACACAGGCACUGUGUUAGGCAUAUGUACAACAACUUCAAAGCAAAGCAUCCAGGAGAAGGCCUGAAACAGCUAGUUUGGGAUGCAGCAAGAUCAACUAUUAUUCCUGCUAGGGAUAAGCCAAUAUUGACUAUGCUUGAGAAGAUAAGGAUGGACUUGAUGGUUCGGAUGGCUAAUAGAAGAGUUGCAGUUCGGGGCUGGAAAGAUAUGGUUGGCCCUAGGAUUAAGAAGAUUAUGGAUAAGGUGGCAGAGAGAACUUCAUGUUAUAGAGCAUGGAGUAGUGGUGAAUUUGAGUUUCAAAUUACUGGAGGGGGAGAUAAUGGCAGCAAACAUGCUGUGGACUUGAGGCUUCACACAUGUACAUGUAGGAGGUGGCAAUUGAGUGGCAUACCUUGUGUUCAUGCCAUAUGUGCCAUUAGAAGCAAGAAAGCAGAACCUGCCCUGUUUUGUGAUGACUACUUGAUGCCUUCUAGUUAUAUGGAGGCAUACAGUCCCAUUAUCCAUCCUAUUGCUGGCAUGGCACCAAAAGUUUCAGCUUCAAAGGGUAACACCAGCUUGAAAGAUCAGCUCAUUAAGUCUAGGAAGGCUUGGAAGAAGCGAAAGACCAUGGAGGGCAGCCAAGGUGUCAAUGCAGGGCCUUCUAGUUCACAAACAAGACAUGCACCUCCAACACAAAGUAGCCAAAACCCAGCAGCAAAAAAGGCACAGCAGAAAGGCCAAACUGAAUCUGAAUGGGCAGGAUUUUAA
Molecule: messenger RNA, 1875 nt
Organism: Rosa rugosa (rugosa rose)
Lineage: Eukaryota; Viridiplantae; Streptophyta; Magnoliopsida; Rosales; Rosaceae
Exons: 4
Coding region: 1-1875 (624 amino acids)
Molecular function (GO): zinc ion binding
Source: RefSeq, a predicted model, not a curated record